AUGCGCUCAAAAAAACCUCCACCAAAACCGCGUGCUAAACGAACACCUGCAAAAGCUUCUCCUACUCCUAAGUCAAAACCUAAAGCCAAACCUCGUAACUCAAAGUCAAAUAAGUCCAAGAAGACCGACAAAAAUCAACACGACGAUGAUAAGUUGACGUCUUCUGACGAAAAUGCUGAUGAAAAUCACAAGACUACUGUUCAUUGGGAUAAUGAUGAUAAUGGCGAGGGAAAAUCUUUGAUGUACUUACUUAUCAAUUGGCUCACGGACGAAGACAACUUUACUAGAUUCAAAACUAAUAAAACAGAAAAGCGAGGUUCAGCUGAAGAGAUCGAGGAGUACUUAAUCAAGAAUGGCAUCUUAUGGCGAGAUGCAACUGCAAUUAAAAAAAAGGAGGUCGCUUGGCGUCGUGCUAACGAUGUACGUAACCAAACUGGUUCUGGAAGCUGGAACACGUGCAAAGAAAGGAAGGCGAUUGAGGGCUUGGCAGAUGAUGAUCCGAAAUGGCUCAGUAUGGAGAAGGUGGCUCUUGCACCCAUCUUGAAGAAGUGCAAGUAUUAUUUUGAGUUGGAGCCUGUUUUUGAGACACGACACGGUAAUACGAGGCUUGCCGCGUCUCAUAGUUUACUUGAUGAGGGUGAAGAAAACUUCACUCAAAGCCAGCGUAAUUCACGGGAGCAUUCAGUGAACUCUAAUUCGGCGUAUCAAGAAUAUCAUAACAACGAUGAUCACUUGGAGCGUGACCCUUUCGAUGACUCUCUAAACUCGAACUUAGCUCAUAAAGAUGAUCAUUUACCUCAUGAAGAUCUUCUUGAUGACUUAGAUGAUGAUAUUCCGCAAACGUUUAAAAACAAUAAUGACGAUCUUGAGGAACUUAUCAACUCAAAUCCUAUCACACCUUCUCGACCAUCUCAAAGCCGAUAUCAACGUCCGAUUUCAUCCACCUCAAUGAAACGAACAUCUUCAAAAGCUUCUUUACCCCCAGCAAGUCAAGUGAUCCCAAGCAAACGUGCCCCGAAUCGAAAGUCAGGCUCGGCUGAUUCGAUUCAGGACCUCAUUCAAAAUAACCCAUUAGAUGCUCAAUUGGAUAGUAUUCAAGCGCCUGUCUCACAGCAGGCAAGUCAAGCGUUAAGUCACUUGUCACGUUUAGCUGAUAAUGUGGCUAUCACUAUGUUACCCGACAAACCUACAUUAAACGAGGACGACUCUAAGAAAAAGGCCAAAAUCGAACUUGAAAUGGCUGAUGUUCAAUUAUCAAGCGAGAAGAAGAAACUUGAAGAACAUGAUUUCAACUUGUCAUCGAAGAAAGAAAAGCAUUUGCUUGAAAUGCAAAACUACAAAGCCGAGCUUGAACAUCAACAAAUUACUAGGAAUGCUCAACUCAUCAGCAUGUUGAUGAGGGAAAACAAUUGGACACUUCAGGAAGCUAUGAUCGCGGCUCAAACUGCACAAGCGAUGCAGCAAUCGUCUUCAAGUAAAUGA
Messenger RNA from Melampsora larici-populina 98AG31, 1482 nucleotides. RefSeq lists its product as uncharacterized. Lineage: Eukaryota; Fungi; Basidiomycota; Pucciniomycetes; Pucciniales; Melampsoraceae. The transcript has 3 exons. The record is from RefSeq and is a predicted model, not a curated record. The coding region runs from base 1 to 1482 and encodes 493 amino acids.